AAAUCUUCUUGGCCGACAAUGGGCGAACUCCCGAGAUCCGUCGGCAGCUUGAGUCGAGACAAAGUUCUCAUUUUCCUACCCAUCCCGCCAAAAAAGGACUGGAUCUUCCGGGUCGAGACUCGCUUUCCCGGCCUCCGAGUUCAAUGGAUGAACUGCAGCAGGACGGGGGGCGGAUUUCUAAGCCCAGACGAAUUACCCGAUGGCACGUGGGAUGAAGUUACCAUUUAUUGCGCAUUCUUGCCGGCUGCAUCUCACCUGAUGCGCAAUGUCCGGUUCGUACAGUUAGCCAUCGCGGGCGUUAAUUCGUGGUUGGAGAAUGAAGCUUUUCGAAACCCCAACGUGCCGUUCUGUUCUGCGAGCGGCUGUCAGCCGCCUCAAAUCGCUGAAUGGGUAAUCGGGACGUGGCUCGCAAGCCAGCAUUCUUUCUCGAAAUUCGCCGAGAAUCAACAACGAAGCCGUUGGGACACGCUACCUUCAGUAAAGGUGGAAGACUCUGUCGGUUUACGCAUGGGAAUACUGGGUUAUGGGGCGAUUGGUCGGCAAUGCGCUAAGCUUGCCCAAGCCCUGGGGAUGGAAGUUUACGCCUACACGCGUGGCGAGCGAUCCACGCCAGAGUCUCGGAAGGACAUUAGCUAUUGUGUCCCUGGAACAGGCGAUCCAGACGGCUUGAUCCCUUCCAAAUGGUUUCACGGAGCUUCAACACAACAUCUCCAUGACUUCCUCAGCCAGGACCUGGAUAUCUUGGUUCUUGCCUUACCUCUGACUGGUGAAACCAAGGGACUACUCGGCCCGGAACAGUUUGAAUUGUUAUCCAAGAGGAAAACGUUCAUAUCGAAUGUUUCUCGAGGGCCAUUGGUUCAAACAGAUGCGUUAAUGGCAGCCUUGGAGACUGGGAAAAUCCGAGGCGCGGCGCUGGACGUGACGGAUCCAGAACCUCUUCCAGACGCCCAUCCUCUGUGGAAAGCCCCCAAUGUAUUCAUCACGCCCCAUAUCAGUUGGCGAUCGAAUGACUACUGGGACAGAGUUGUGGAUAUUCUGGAAAGGAAUUUGGAAAGGAUGAACACGGCUCAGGGCUUGAUAAACGUCAUACAUAAGGAGCGACAAUACUAGGUACGAACGAUCAUUGUGCCAAUUUGUUCUUUGUUGCAGAGUUUAGGAUAGCUUCCCCGGCGGUAUGGUUUGGUUCUGUCUACGGCCAUGCACAUUAACAGACGGUCUGCCAUUCGGAACAUGCGCCGGUUUCCGCAGCACCUCUACCGUCAACUUAAAUGGGC
This is a messenger RNA of Ilyonectria robusta, 1274 nucleotides long. RefSeq names its product D-isomer specific 2-hydroxyacid dehydrogenase. Gene Ontology annotation, molecular function: NAD binding. The coding region runs from base 19 to 1110 and encodes 363 amino acids. The transcript is spliced from 3 exons. Lineage: Eukaryota; Fungi; Ascomycota; Sordariomycetes; Hypocreales; Nectriaceae. The record is from RefSeq and is a predicted model, not a curated record.